ACCAGAUGAAGUGGACGUACCCCCCACACGAUGACAUGCAAAAAUACUACCUCCAUAUCUGUGCAAUGAGAAUUGGAUCGACGUCGCCACCAAGCGACCGAUGAUCAAGUAGUGCAUGAUUAUUUUACCAUUGAUCGCGUUACGAUACCUGCUUGCAAGCUGACAAGGAGGAUAACCCAUCCCUUGUCAAAUUUCGUACCGCAACGAAAUCUGCCUUUUGAAGUAAACGAGACCGAUGUUAUGGAUGUCCCUAUAUGCCUGCCGUAUCUGAAGAAGGAUGAUCUCUAUCUUACUGAGAAGCCUUACAACACCGACUUCGCUGUUGGUCAUAUUCCCGGUGCAGACGAGAGCAACCACCGCUUCGACUAUCAGAAUCUCCUUAUCACAGAUGCCCAGAGUAGUCGGAGGAACUUCAACCUUGACAGACACGGUUUCUGCUUCCUUCAAGGCACAACUUCCGUUACUCCUAAUACUGCAGAUGACGACGAGUAUAUAAAAGAAGUUUACUUCCCAGAAAUAGAAAGGAUAUUGCACAAGGCUUUGCCCGGAUAUGAACGCAUCGACUACCUAGAUCACCUGGUUCGUAUACGAGACGAAUCAUUUCCAAAGAAACCAGGUUCGAUAACAGCUGCUGCCCAACCAGCCGCUUUACCGCACUCUGAUUUUAGUAGGCAUGGUGGAUUCCUAGCUAUGGAGCAGUUCUUUCCAGGACAGAAAAAAUAUUUUGAAAAUAGAGAUUUUGAUUUGAUUAACGUCUGGCGGGUCCUUCGAGGACCAAACAAUGACUGGCCUUUGGCUGUUUGUGACUAUGAGAGCAUCGAUAUGAAGGAAGAUACCAUCGAGUGCGACGUAAUUCACGAGCAGUCUGUUGGAGAAAAUACUCUCUUGUUUAAGAACCCUAAGCAUAAAUGGUAUUAUCUUAGCCGACAAGGCAUUGACGAUUUGAUCGUCUUUCGGAACAUGUCCUCUAAGGAUCAGCGCCCGGCUGCUUUCCACGCGGCUUUCGACACUAAUAUGGAAACUCCCUAUCCCAGACAUAGUCUUGAGCUUCGAGUGGUGGCGUUUCGACCGGGCGGAGAACCAUACGAAGUGGAUGCGACAGUACCAGAAUAAUCGG
Molecule: messenger RNA, 1117 nt
Organism: Hypoxylon trugodes
Lineage: Eukaryota; Fungi; Ascomycota; Sordariomycetes; Xylariales; Hypoxylaceae
Exons: 4
Coding region: 241-1113 (290 amino acids)
Molecular function (GO): oxidoreductase activity
Source: RefSeq, a predicted model, not a curated record